CCCACCAAGAUGGCGGCUUCGGUGGGAAGCGGCGGCGGGGGCCCUCCGCGGUCCUCUCUUCUGGUGGUGUUCGGCGCUGGGGGCGGCAGGCCCGGCCUCCGUAGGGCUGUGCUGGGGGCUGUCAGAGCCGGGAUUCGCUCGUGGGAUAUUGACCUGACCGCCUGCAACCUCGACCAGCAGCUGAAGCUCUUCGUAUCCCGUCAUUCGGCCACCUUUUCGGAUAUCGUGAAAGGUCAGCGUGCCCUCCAUCAUCGCGGAGAUAUCCUAGAGACGUUAGUUUUGCUGAACCCUUCUGACAAGUCAAUCUGUGAUGAGCUCCGCAACCUGAUCACCGAUUCUUCCCGGCACAAGCUGCUGAUCUUUGCCGGCCCUUGCGUGGAGGAGACGGGGGAGCUGGUGCUCCAGACAGGCACUUUCGCAUUGCGGGACUUCAUCCAGGUCUUUGCUGACAAAGUGGUUGGGGAGUUCCUAAGCUCAGCAGACCCUUCAGCUAAAACCAGCAUGACUGUGGUUUGCCCAGACUUUGGGGUUUGGAAGGAUUCCAGGCUGGGCGAGCACAACCUGUUGGAUUUCAUUGAUCUCCAGUUCAACCCCGGCUGUGUGCUGCCAGAGAUGGAGGGCUUACAGGAGUUCAUCGAAUAUCUUUCGGAGUCCCUCGAUCCCCCACCACCUUUCGAGCUCCUGGAGCCUCCCAGCACUGUUGGCUUCCUGAAGCUCUCCAGGCCUUGCUGCUAUAUCUUUCCAGGCGGAAGGGGGGACUCUGCCUUCUUUGCUGUCAAUGGGUUCAACAUGCUGGUGAAUGGGGGCUCCAAUCCCAGGUCCUCCUUCUGGAAGCUGGUUCGUCACCUGGACCGCAUCGACUCCGUCUUGGUGACCCACAUUGGGACAGACAGUUUACCUGGGGUGAACAGUCUGCUGCAGAGGAAGCUUGCUGAAAUGGAGGAGGAUCCGUCAACUCAUGGCUCCCAGAAUGACGACUGGGUGAAGAACCUCAUCUCACCAGAGUUGGGUGUGGUGUUCCUCAAUGCCUCUGAGAAGUUGAAGACUAUAGAAGGAGACUCGGGUAUCUUGAAGAGCUGCGAUGAGGGCAGUUUGGCCCUGCAGUACCUAGACAAACUGGGCAUUAAGCCGAGCCCCCUCUAUCGGGAUGCUGGCCCCAAGGCAGAACCCACCAUCCUUUUCCAGAAGAUGGGUGUGGGGCGACUGGAUAUGUACGUCCUCAACCCAGUGAAGGGCAGUAAGGAACUAGAGUUCUUAAUGCAGCAGUGGUGUGGGAAUGGCUACCCCAAAGGGCUGGAGCUGCCCUUGCAGUGCUUGACCUCUGUCUGUGCCCUUCUGGUCUGGCACCCUGUGAACCCCGCAGAGAAGAUUGUUCGGGUCUUGUUCCCUGGUUGCACGCCCCCCAGUAAGAUCUUGGAAGGACUGGAGAAAGUCAAACACUUGGAGUUCCUCAAGCAUUCGGUGGUCACUCAGAAGGAUCUGGAGUCUCUCUCCUCUUCUACUCCACUCAAGCAGAAGCGGACAGAGAGCCAAGAGAGUCUCAAGUCAGGUUCUAGGCCGAGUCUCACGGAACCAGGCAUGCCUGUUUCCAAGGAGAAGAGGGAACUGAAGCCGGUAAAUGUCAGAGAUCGACCCAAGGCACCUAGUGAGACCUCAAGAGGUAGCGUUGAGGAAGAGAGAACCAAAGAGGCCAGAUCCAAGUUGGAAUCUUCCACAGAGAGGCUCAAACAAGACGUGAGGCCUAAAUUGUUGAAGGAGAGGCAGAUACCCAAGAAGGAUGUGAAGAAGGAAGAGAAGAAGCUGGCACCAAAGGAAGACCUCGGCCAAGAGAAGGAUGUAACCAAAAGAGAGUCAAAGAUGCUGAAGAAUGAGGGGAAGGCAGAUCCUCCCCGUAAAGAAGUAAAGAGAGAGGAGACCAAGAAAGAUGUCAAAGUGGAGGAGAAAGCGGCGACUAAGCAGCCAGUUCGGAAGCUCCCAGCUGUGGAGGUCAAGAGGCCCCAGACUAAGAUGGGCAGUGUCAGGAAGUCUAUCCCCACCCUCAGAAAGGACACAGAAAAGCCAAAGAUGAAGCUGUCUAAGGAGGCAGCUGGCACCCCAAAGACACCUGGUAGUGCCAAAGGAGGUCGCUCAGAUGUGUCCAGAUCCGCAUCCCAGAAUGGGAUGCAGGAGAUGGAGAGGCCGAGGGGGAGCCCCCGGCAGGGGCCGUUGGGAGCAGAAUCAACUGAUGAAGGCAUCACCACGGCUGAGAGUGAGCUGGAACCUUCACCCCUGGAUGGCAUGGGUUGCCAUGGAGACGGCCCAGAGAGUGCCGAGAAUGGCCUGGGUGUGGCAGGAGAUCCGGAGAGCCCCCAGCCUUUCCGGCACCUGGAGGCCGGCUCCCCUCUGAAAGGCAUUGGCCCACCCUCCCCAUUAGUGAAGACUCCCAAGAGCGAUCGGAGCGUCAACCUUGAGCUGACUCCCACGGAUAUCCAGGGAGGCCUCAACCACUGCCCAGAGGCCGAGGAAGCCUGCGGCAGUUCCGAGGAGAAGACCCUUGAAAUGAUGUCCCCCUCCAGCUCCACCGCAGCUAGUGCUGGCCACACCCCCUUCCAUCAGUCCCCUGUUGAAGAUGCUAUCAUGGCCGAGGAGCCGGUGGCCAUCAUCAAUGCCUGGAGGCCUGAUGGUUCUGUCUCUGGCUCUCGGGCCUCGCGUGACAACUCCAGCUCAUCGCAGGAGAGGCCGUCAGGAUGCCUGUCCCCCAGCCUCUUCCGCGACGACGUCCCAGACGUCUCCCCCACCAUUACUACUCCUUCCCUCCCAGCAGAAGUGGGAUCCCCUCAUUCUACUGAGGUGGAUGAGUCUCUCUCCAUCUCCUUUGAGCAGGUGCUGCCCCCCGUGAGUGAAUUCCCUCAAGAAGAAGUGGGAAAUGUCCGUGCAGGGGGACUCACCCCAGAACCGGAAGGCCCGUUGGGCAAAGGUGGACUGUCUUUGCCCGUCCGACCCUGCCACCACCACCACCAUCACUCCAGCGUGCAGCGGUUGGAUGGCCACGUCCUGCCUCGGUCUGGCCAUCGUUCGGACUCCCCUCACGAUGUGGACCUCUGCCUGGUGUCUCCUUGUGAGUUUGAGCACCCCAAGUCAGAAAGGUCCCCGUCUGUCAACUUCAGCCCCCGGGACAUGUCGAACAGCAGUGACUUCUCUCAAGAGUUGACCAAACCCCUGGCUCACAGGAAAGGCCCGAGGGGGCGCAAGCCGCAUGCGCGUAUCGAUGAGACCCCACCUACUUCAUUCAGUGAGUCGCUGCCCACCCUCUCAGACUCUGACAUCCCACCAGCCACUGAGGAGUGCCCUUCCAUUACAGCUGACGGUGGCUUGGACUCGGAUGAAGAACCGGAGAACCUGGCCCGGACCUGCGAUCCACUCCCAGCCCCCCUGAAAGACCCCUGCCCCCUGCCUGCCCAGCCAGGCAUCUGCAUGGUGGACCCAGAGAAAGAAGGGCCUGCCAAGGCUAAGAGGACCCCUUCGCGGGUGAGCUCUGCACCCCCGAAAGCAGACACCCUGAAACCUUCGGCCCCAAGCAGCAAGACCAAAGCCAGCUUAGCAGGCAAAGCCCGGCUGCCCCCCCUUGGGAAAAGCGAACCGUUGGGGUCUCGAGCCAGUGGGGAUGCCCGAGCCCCCCUCGCCAUUCGCAGGCCGUUUUCAGGAGCUGGCAGGCAGUCUCCAGCAGGCACCAAGUCUGCCCCUCCGUGCCCCCCGGUUUACCUGGAGCUGGCCUACAUCCCCGGUGCCACAAGCGCCCAGCAGGUGGGCGAGGACUUCUUUCGGCUCAUCCGAUCCCAGUGCUACGUCGUCAGCGGCGAGGACCACAUUAAAGAAGGCGUCAUGAGGGGCAUCCUGGACGCGCUGCUGUCUGGGAAGCAGCAUUGGGCAAGCGACUCCCAGGUGACCUUGAUCCCGACCUUUGACUCCCAGGCCAUGCACGAAUGGUACUUGGAGACCCUGGAGCGCCAGCGGGAGCUGGGUGUCACCGUCCUGGGCAGCACCAGCACUGUGGCCAUGCAGGACGAGAGCUUCCCAGCGUGCAAGGUGGAGUUCUGAAGGGCUGGCGGGCUGCGUCCAGUUCGGAGCCGAGAGGUGCUUUGAAGGAUGGGGCCGGCGGCUGUGAUGGGGGCCGUGUGAGCUCCUCUCCUUUGCCCACUGGUGGCCGGCAUUGGCAGCAGGAGACGAGACUUUUCUGCCUCCUGUGUUAGGAAGAAGUUGGCCUGAGACUUUUCCUGGGGCAUGUUGUUGUCCCCACAGCAAAUAGCAUUCACUGUCUGGUUUUUUGCAUGUCCACCGCCAGAGGCCUCGAGCCCUGGUUUAAGCACACGGAAGAAGGUGGCAGAGUAGGGGGAAGGGGAGCUGCAGCUGGGCCAAGCGAUCUCCCUGCCUUGGCAAGCAUCCCCACUGGAGGCACUGGCACACUCUACUCUCUUGCUCCGCCCCUCCUCUCCCCUACCUUUCCAGUGGCUACAGCCGAG
Messenger RNA from Gekko japonicus, 4499 nucleotides. It is a transcript of the gene MAP1S, whose product is annotated as microtubule associated protein 1S. Gene Ontology annotation, molecular function: actin binding; microtubule binding. The transcript has 7 exons. Gene Ontology annotation, biological process: microtubule cytoskeleton organization; dendrite development; axonogenesis. Gene Ontology annotation, cellular component: dendrite; microtubule associated complex; microtubule. Bases 10 to 4077 code for a protein of 1355 amino acids. Lineage: Eukaryota; Metazoa; Chordata; Lepidosauria; Squamata; Gekkonidae. The record is from RefSeq and is a predicted model, not a curated record.